Messenger RNA from Pipistrellus kuhlii (Kuhl's pipistrelle), 2164 nucleotides. It is a transcript of the gene HNRNPK, whose product is annotated as heterogeneous nuclear ribonucleoprotein K. Gene Ontology annotation, cellular component: nucleus; cytoplasm. The transcript has 17 exons. Gene Ontology annotation, biological process: regulation of mRNA splicing, via spliceosome; regulation of transcription by RNA polymerase II. Lineage: Eukaryota; Metazoa; Chordata; Mammalia; Chiroptera; Vespertilionidae. The record is from RefSeq and is a predicted model, not a curated record. Gene Ontology annotation, molecular function: mRNA binding. The coding region runs from base 264 to 1658 and encodes 464 amino acids.
AGCAGCCAAUCGGGCAGCGGCGGCGGUGGCGUCGGAGAGCGCGGGAGGCGGGGGAGAGCGGAGGGGCCCUGCGCUCGUUUUCGGUCUAGCUGUGACCGGUUGAGGCGGCGCGGCGGCAUAGGGACGACGACCUCGCGCGGCUACUGCAGCACUAGGGUGUCAGUUGGUCCCGCCCAGAACACUUCAGUUCUGCUCUGCAAGGAUAUAUAAUAACUGUUUCUUUCUUUUUUUAACAGAUUGGUGUGUCCAUAUAAUCCAGGAAAAUGGAAACUGAACAGCCAGAGGAAACCUUCCCCAACACCGAAACCAAUGGUGAAUUUGGUAAACGCCCUGCAGAAGAUAUGGAAGAGGAACAGGCUUUUAAAAGAUCUAGGAACACUGAUGAGAUGGUUGAAUUACGCAUUCUGCUUCAGAGCAAGAAUGCUGGGGCAGUGAUUGGAAAAGGAGGCAAGAAUAUUAAGGCUCUGCGUACAGACUACAAUGCCAGUGUUUCAGUCCCAGACAGCAGUGGCCCCGAGCGCAUAUUGAGUAUCAGUGCUGAUAUUGAAACAAUUGGAGAAAUUCUGAAGAAAAUCAUCCCUACCUUGGAAGAGGGCCUGCAGUUGCCAUCACCCACUGCAACCAGCCAGCUCCCGCUCGAAUCUGAUGCUGUGGAAUGCUUAAAUUACCAACACUAUAAAGGAAGCGACUUUGACUGCGAAUUGAGACUGUUGAUUCAUCAGAGUCUGGCAGGAGGGAUUAUUGGGGUCAAAGGUGCUAAAAUCAAAGAACUUCGAGAGAACACUCAGACAACAAUCAAGCUUUUCCAGGAAUGCUGUCCUCAUUCCACUGACAGAGUCGUUCUUAUUGGUGGAAAACCUGAUAGGGUUGUAGAAUGCAUAAAGAUCAUCCUUGAUCUUAUAUCAGAGUCACCCAUCAAAGGACGUGCACAGCCUUAUGAUCCCAACUUCUAUGAUGAAACUUAUGAUUAUGGUGGCUUUACAAUGAUGUUUGAUGACCGCCGUGGCCGUCCUGUGGGGUUUCCCAUGCGGGGAAGAGGUGGUUUUGACAGAAUGCCUCCUGGUCGGGGUGGGCGUCCCAUGCCUCCGUCUAGAAGAGAUUAUGAUGAUAUGAGCCCUCGGCGAGGACCCCCUCCCCCUCCUCCCGGACGAGGUGGCCGGGGUGGUAGCAGAGCUCGCAAUCUUCCUCUUCCUCCACCACCACCACCGAGAGGAGGAGAUCUAAUGGCCUAUGACAGGAGAGGAAGACCUGGAGAUCGUUACGAUGGCAUGGUUGGUUUCAGUGCUGAUGAAACUUGGGACUCUGCAAUAGAUACAUGGAGCCCUUCAGAAUGGCAGAUGGCUUAUGAACCACAGGGUGGCUCUGGAUAUGAUUAUUCCUAUGCAGGGGGUCGUGGCUCAUAUGGUGAUCUUGGUGGACCUAUUAUUACAACACAAGUAACUAUUCCCAAAGAUUUGGCUGGAUCUAUAAUUGGCAAAGGUGGUCAGAGGAUUAAACAAAUUCGUCAUGAGUCAGGAGCUUCGAUCAAAAUUGAUGAGCCUUUAGAAGGGUCCGAAGAUCGGAUCAUUACCAUUACAGGAACACAGGACCAGAUACAGAAUGCACAGUAUUUGCUGCAGAACAGUGUGAAGCAGUAUGCAGAUGUUGAAGGAUUCUAAUGCAAGAUAUUUUUUCUUUUUUAUAGUGUGAAGCAGUAUUCUGGAAAGUUUUUCUAAGACUAGUGAAGAACUGAAGGAGUCCUGCAUCUUUUUUUUUUUUAUCUGCUUCUGUUUAAAAAGCCAACAUUCCUCUGCUUCAUAGGUGUUCUGCAUUUGAGGUGUAGUGAAAUCUUUGCUGUUCACCAGUUGUAAUGUUUUAGUUCCUUACAAACGGGGGGGGGGGGGGGAGGGAGGGAGUGCAAAAACUAACAUUGAAAUUUUGAAACAGCAGCAGAGUGAGUGAAUUUUAAUUUUUGUUCAUUGUUGGUGGUUAGAAAAUUCCCCCUAUGUAAUUAUUGUGAACACUUUGCUUUGUGGUCACUGUAACAUUGGGGGGGAGGGUGGGACAGGGAGGAAAAGUAAUAAUAGUCAAUAUGUCCCUGGCAUCUAUUCAGAGCAGUGUGCAGAAUGUAAUGCUCUUUUGUAAGAAACGUUUUAUGAUUUUUAAAAUAAAUUUAGUGAACCUA